Phyllostomus hastatus (greater spear-nosed bat) is the source of this 3904-nucleotide messenger RNA. Its product is annotated as adhesion G protein-coupled receptor E2-like. The coding region runs from base 105 to 1817 and encodes 570 amino acids. The transcript has 15 exons. Gene Ontology annotation, molecular function: G protein-coupled receptor activity; calcium ion binding. Gene Ontology annotation, biological process: cell surface receptor signaling pathway; adenylate cyclase-activating G protein-coupled receptor signaling pathway. The record is from RefSeq and is a predicted model, not a curated record. Gene Ontology annotation, cellular component: membrane. Lineage: Eukaryota; Metazoa; Chordata; Mammalia; Chiroptera; Phyllostomidae.
UCCUAAGCCACCUCCUCCAGGGCACAACACAUACUUAAAACAGGGAGUGUUUUUAACACACACACAGACCAAGAUCAGACGUCCUCUGUGGCUGUGUCUGCACCAUGAGAAACAGAUGUCUAAGGCUGCUGCCAGGACUCUUGGCACUGCUGCUGUUGACACCAGGAGCAGCACCCCUGAACUCUGGAGGCAUCAGUGAAUGUGUACCAAACUCAACAGCGUCCUGUGGAAUGUAUGCAGAGUGCAUGAACAGAGAGGAGAGCUACUGCAUGUGUAGCCCAGGAUAUGGGCCUGUUUCUGAGGCAGGGUUCAGGAAGGAGAGUGAGAACACAUGUGAAGGAUUCCUGGUGCUGCUGCUGUUGACAUUGGGACCUGCAGAUGAGAAUGCUAGAGCUAACAACUGGCUCCCUCCAUUGCUUGGGCCUUCUGACCACAUCCCCACAACCUCUGCCACCACAGCCUCUGACUUCACAACAUCUGCCCCCACAGCCUCUGCCCCCACAGCCUGUGCUCACUGGUGCCCUCCACACUCCACAUGUGUCAACGCCACUGCCUGUCGCUGCUUUCCAGGAUUCAGCUCUUCAUCUGGAGAGACUGUCACCAACCCCAUGGAGACUUGUGAUGACAUCAAUGAGUGUGAACUACCUUCGGUGUCCUGUGGAAAAUUUGCCAAGUGCCAGAACACAGAAGGGAGCUAUUACUGCAGGUGCAACUCAGGAUAUAGGCUUUAUUCUGGGGCAACAAUGUUCUGGAAUGAAAAUGAGAACACAUGUCAAGCUCACUACAUGAGGACAACACAGAUGAUGAGGACCCAGAAGAAUGUUGGGUCAGUUCUGGGCCGGACAACACAGACCCCACCGCACACACACAAACUUGAAGAGUCAGCAGGAUUCUCCUUCCCCACCUGGACCCCACCCUCUGGAAAGAAGAGCAAGGAGGAGGAUGUCACCCUGGCUGUGAUCACCUAUGUGGGGCUCAGCCUCUCUCUGCUGUGCCUCUUCCUGGCGGCCCUCACCCUCCUGCUGUGCAAAGCCAUCCAGAACACCAGCACCUCCCUCCACCUGCAGCUCUGCAUCUGCCUCUUCCUGGCCCACCUGCUCUUCCUCAUGGCCAUUAACAGAACAGAGAUUAAGGUGCUGUGCGCCAUCAUCGCAGGUGCCUUACACUACCUCUACUUGGCCUCCUUCACCUGGAUGCUGCUGGAGGGUCUGCACCUCUUCCUCACUGCACGCAACCUCACUGUGGGAAACUACUCCAGCGUGAGCAGGUUCAUGAAGAAGUUCGUGUUCCUUGUGGGCUAUGGAGUCCCGGCUGUCAUUGUGGCCAUUUCUGCAGCAUCCAGGCCUCACCUUUAUGGAACAUCUGCCCGAUGCUGGCUCCACACACAACAGGGAUUUGUAUGGACCUUCCUUGGCCCCGUCUGCAUCAUCAUCUCUAUUAACUGGGCUUUCUUUCUGAUGACCAUCUGGAUUCUGAAAAACAAGCUCUCCUCCCUCAACAGUGAUGUGUCCACCCUUCAGAACAUGAGGAUGCUGACAUUUAAAGCAAUGGCCCAGCUCUUCAUUUUAGGCUGCACGUGGUGUCUGGGAGUCCUGCAGCUGGGCCCAGCUGCCCCUGCCAUGGCCUAUCUCUUCACCAUCAUCAACAGCCUGCAGGGCAUCUUCACCUUCCUGGUGUACUGUCUCCUCAGCCAGCAGGUCCGGGAACAAUACAGACAAUGGUUGAAAGGAAUCAAGAAAACCAAAGCAGACUCUGGGAAGUACACCCUCUCCAGCAUGGCCAUGUCUGAAGCUUCCAAAGACAAUGUGGAGGAGUAAAUUAACAAGCAAACCAGAUGAUCCUUUCCCCUGGAAAAUGAGGAAAACACUGAACUGUCAUCCUUUGGGCAAAGAGUAUAAAAAAUACUUUUUUGUCUGUUACAAGUAACUUAUCCUGGAACCAUUGUGUGAGAGACCAUGCACAAAAUGUUUGACAUUCAACUGCUGGAGAAUUGGGAUAUUCUGAUCCACACAGCAUGCUCAGCUCACUCCCAGAACAGUCAGGGACCUAUGACCCAGUUCCUCGAUAGUCUUGGAUUAACCCCUGCACUUCAACCUGUUUUUCUACAAAAAUGUCCCUCAAGCAUAACAAGGAAAACCAUCUCAAACACCUUUCUUAUAACAGCAUAAAAAAGGAAAAUAAUGUUCAGUCAAAUACCUGUAUUUGGUCUCCCUACCUACAUGCCUUGAUUUCUUCACUCUUCAUGUCUAGAGACUUACUGACUUUUCACUCAAAAAGUAGUUUUCUUACUCACAAUUUGCUCCACAGAGAUGCUAGUUCCUGAUUUCACAGAGCUUAUACAUAAAAAAAUUAGAAUAAAAUCAAUAGAGUCCCUAUAUCCUUACAUUUUACAAAUGGAGCUCUGGAAAAGGUGUAUAUUCCUACAGCACAUCAUAUAAGAUGUAUUUAUAGAUAUUAUUUCAUCCAAAACAUGCGAUCUAGGCAAGAUCUAAUUCCAGAGCAAUUACACCUGAAAGAAAUUUCCUGUGGGUUUCCACAGAACACAUUUGUAUAAUUUGAACACCACAGAAAAUUACUGUAAAUGGUUAUAACAUUGAAAACAUUCAUGAGUCCAUAGUGAUACCUAAAAAUAUCAGCCAAUAAUUGUAAAAGACAAGAUAGAAGUGGAAAUUCAUGAUUUUUCAAUACGGAGUAAAAGGCACUAAAUACAAUGAGAAAAGCAAUUGGAGAACAGGCUAGUCCACACUGCCAAAACAACCACCUCACAGAUUACUGAUUAAUUACAAGGGCCAAAGUGCACAUUUAUAAUAGGGAGAUCUGAACUUAAUGGUCAGAUUCACAUUGUCAAUAAUGGGAAACCUGACUUUAUAGAUCUCCUGAUAAGACAUGAAGUUCCAACAUCCCAUGGGUGGUAAAUAAUGAAUUAUGUGCAAAUCAGUCUACCCUAAGUCUAACUCAGCCUUUAGAUCGAGGGUUGGAAAACUAUAACAUGCAGGCUAAAUCUGGGCAUCUGCCUGCUUUUGUAAAUAAAGUUUUAUUGGAACACAUCAAAGUAAUUCACUGCUGGGUUGUCUAUGUUUCCUUUCAUACUACAUUGGCAGAGCUGAGUAGUUGUGAAGACACUGCAAGGCAAAAAAAAAAACCAGAAAAAUAUUUACUAGCUAGCCCAUUAUAGAAAAAGCUUGCCGGGAUCUGUUCUUUCAGACCUAAGUAUCAGUGUACAUGGAAUAUAGGGAACAGAAUAAGAAGUUAGCUGACAUCAUGAGGAAGCAAUCAGGCAAAUCAAGAAUAUAGAGCAUUCAACAAGCCAGGUCAUCUGGACACUUCUAAAGUCAGUAUCAUUUUAAAAAAUAGUUACUAUUACUUGAAAAGUGAUUACAGGCUAUUCUAAAAACAGACAAAAGCAAUAUAACAAUCCAAUUCAAUGUGAAUUAUAUUGGGAUUCUGAUUUAGAGACACAACCAUAAAAAUAUUUUGGAGGCAACUGGGGAAUCAUCUACAUGUAUCAGAUAUUACAAUUAUUAUUAACAAAUAUCUAAUCACUAUGUUGUACACUUGGUACUAAUAUUGUAUGUUGAUUAUAAUUUUAAAUGAAUUAUUAAAAAGUUAUGAAAAUUGAUCAUUUUUGGUGUAAUAACAGUAUGAUAGGUAUGUAGAAAAUAUUAUAUAAAUUCUUCAAUAUUUGGUAAAUAUUUAAAAAUGAAGUGUCAUGAUAUCUGCCACUGUCAUAUAUUUCAGCAAGAACAUGUAUAUGUGUGCAUAUACUUUAAGAAAGAACUUCAGUGUGAUUCUAAAUUUUUGUAGUUGUUGACUCUAGAUGAACAGCAUAUGUGAGUUUAUCAGUUCAAAUUCAUCUUAUUUUGAAAACUGUAAAUAAAAGGUAACAGGAAAGUAAAUAAAUCUA